GCUUCGAUAUGCUUUUGUGUGUUGGGAAUUUUUUUGGCGCUACUUCAGAGGCGGAAUGGGCAGAGUAUCGCACAGGGGCCAGGAAAGCUCCAAUCCCAACGUAUGUGCUUGGCGCUAAUGACCAGGAGACCACGAGCUAUUUUCCAGACGUCAGUGGCUGCGAAUUAGCUGAGAACAUCACUUAUUUAGGCCGUCGAGGUCUUUACAGUGGUACUUCUGGACUGCAGAUUGCCUACCUGAGUGGUGCGGAGUCCCAGGAUGAGCCGCCUCCCGCCUACAGCUUUAGCGCAAAGGAUGUGGCAGAAUUAAAAGCAUCUUUGUUGUCAACCCCAAACUUCAAGGGUGUGGAUAUCUUGCUGACAUCCCCCUGGCCCAGAGAUGUGGGGACUUUUGCCAACAGUGCGGGAGAAAUAGAUACCAAGAAAUGUGGCUCCAAGUUAGUGUCUGAUUUAGCCGCAAGUCUCAAACCAAGGUACCACUUUGCUGCGCUGGAGAAGGCCUACUAUGAAAGACUUCCUUACAGAAAUCACACAGUGCUACAAGAGACCCCAAAGCACGUGACCAGGUUUAUUGCACUUGCCAAUGUUGGCAAUACAAGCAAGAAAAAGUAUCUCUACGCUUUCAGCAUUGUUCCAAUGAGCUUACUGGACCCUGCGGAGCUGGCGAAACAGCCACAGGAUGUCACCGAAAAUCCGUACCGAAAAUUACGGAAGGAGGCACAGAAGACCAAAGCACCACUGUGUGCAGAGGAAGAACCAGCUCGUCAGUUUUUCUUUGAUUUGAACAAGCUUCAGGGAAAGAAACGUCCCUUGGAUGGGAAAGAGAGAGGAAACUCCCAACCUAAAAAAGCCAAAACCACCUCACAACCCAUGGGGCCGUGCUGGUUCUGCCUCGCCAGCCCAGAAGUUGAGAAGCACUUAGUUGUUAGUAUUGGCACACAUUGCUAUCUUGCCCUGGCCAAAGGAGGCUUAUUACCUGAUCACGUCUUGAUUUUGCCGAUUGGGCACUAUCAGUCAGUCGUGGACUUGUCUCCAGAGGUGAUGGAAGAAAUGACCAAGUACAAGUCUGCCCUGAAGGAAUUUUUCAGAAGCAAAAUUCUAUUUGAAAGAAACUAUAGGAGUCAGCAUCUGCAGUUACAGGUGAUUCCUGUCCCGUUGGACCACUGUACUUGUGAAGACAUUAAAGAGUCCUUCAUCGCACAAGCGCAGGAACAACAGAUUGAAUUAUUAGAGAUCCCAGAGCACACGGACAUCACACAAGUAUGA
Molecule: messenger RNA, 1265 nt
Organism: Eurypyga helias (sunbittern)
Lineage: Eukaryota; Metazoa; Chordata; Aves; Eurypygiformes; Eurypygidae
Gene: CWF19L1
Product: CWF19-like 1, cell cycle control (S. pombe)
Biological process (GO): mRNA splicing, via spliceosome
Cellular component (GO): post-mRNA release spliceosomal complex
Molecular function (GO): RNA lariat debranching enzyme activator activity
Source: RefSeq, a predicted model, not a curated record